AUCAACAAAUCUAUUUAAGCAUUUAUUCAUAACAGACUUUCUAAGUUUUAUCUGAUGAACUUGCAUAGUUUAGAUGGGUUUCACAGGGGAAUUUGUAAGAAGUGUCUUCUCCAGAAAUCGAUCCACUGAUCAUCAUCAUCAUCAUCAUCCUCAAAACAAAGUGAGAAGCAAUAACAAUGGUGUGGAGAAGAGAAGAUGGGUGUCUGUAAAAUCUUACUUGUGUGGUGAUCAUGAUGAGCUCGAUUCAGUGCUCGCGGCGGAGGAUUCGGCGUCGGUUAAUCGAUCGGAGGAGACAGUUAUGCAGCCAAUUCAGGAGGAUUGGUUAAGCAGAGAAGAGACUAAAAGUGAAGAAGAAACUGUGACAGAGAACAAUGAUAGGAAAAAUUCCAACUUCAAACUGUUAAGUGAAGAGGAAGCAGCAAUUCUGAUUCAAGCUGCAUAUAGAGGCUUUCUGUGCAGGCGUCAAAAUGAAGGAAUACGAAAGAAAAUUACUGGUGAGGAUGAGGAGGAGAAGAAUCUAGUGAUGGCAAGUCCAGAUACAAAGUCUAUGGGCUCAUCAAUCGAAGUUCAAACUGGGAAUUCUAUUGAAGUUUAUCCACUUGAAGGAGAAAAAAUUAGUGUUUACCAUCAUAGAUCUCAGCACAGAGCCAGAGCUCAAGUGUUAAAGCAAAAGGAUGACUGGGAUGAUAGCACUGUGAGUAGCUAUGUCUCAAAAAUGAGGAUGCAGAACAGGAUGGAAGCAACAACCAGGAGGGAAAGAGCGUUAGCAUAUGCUUUCUCACAACAGCUGAGAAUCUGUUCCAAGAGAACACCAAACAAAUAUAACAGCAAUGCAGAACCAAACAUGAGCUGGAGCUGGCUUGAACGGUGGAUGGCUACUCGCCUUCCAGAUUCUGCAUCAGUUGAAAGCCAUGACUAUAGAUUUGCAGUGAGGAAGAGAUUUUUAGAUGUAGCCUGCAGGGAAGAAAAAGAGAGUUGUGGAUCAAAUGAAGUGUCUCUUCAUCAAUUUGAUAAGUGUUCUUCAACUUCACAAGAAGUAGUAGUGAAAGAUCAUGAUCAUGACUUCAUUAAUCCACCAGCAGCAACAAAAGCAAAGAACAACCUUAAAGCUAGAACUAGAAGGACUGUAUCAAGGAGGAAAACUGUACCAAGCUAUCAAUUCCCGGAAGCGCAUUUCAAGUUGUUGCAGGUAAGCAAAAGAGAAGGUUCAAGCACUGUUAGAAAGGAUAACAGGCAAAAGGAGAAGCAAAUGGGGUUUAAAAGAAUAGAAAUGAAACCAAACUCUCCAAUGAAAUCCUAAUAGCUCUUUCCUUUUUGUAUUGAAAUUAAUGUAGUUUGUGUUUAUAUGAAUAAUUGGGUUUUUCUUGUAUAUACUUGAUUCCAUAAUCUUAUGUGAACAAUUCCCUAUGAGCAUAACAAUAUCAAAUGUGUCUUAUAUAA
Prosopis cineraria is the source of this 1440-nucleotide messenger RNA. Its product is annotated as protein IQ-DOMAIN 33. The transcript is spliced from 6 exons. Gene Ontology annotation, molecular function: protein binding. The record is from RefSeq and is a predicted model, not a curated record. NCBI's taxonomy places the organism in Eukaryota, Viridiplantae, Streptophyta, Magnoliopsida, Fabales, Fabaceae. Bases 74 to 1300 code for a protein of 408 amino acids.